Messenger RNA from Oreochromis niloticus (Nile tilapia), 2255 nucleotides. Its product is annotated as putative beta-lactamase-like 1. The transcript is spliced from 7 exons. Lineage: Eukaryota; Metazoa; Chordata; Actinopteri; Cichliformes; Cichlidae. The coding region runs from base 228 to 1901 and encodes 557 amino acids. The record is from RefSeq and is a predicted model, not a curated record.
AGUCAGGAUUAAGUGCAUGUAGUAGAUGGCCAGUAACUGCUCAUGAGCAAAAGAGUUAGGAUCAAGCGGCCUUGAUGACUUUUCUUCUGUAUACCUUAAGGAAAAUAAUGGGUGGCUUUUUCUAGUCUGAUGAUGAAGAAUAUCAUAGAGAUAAUGAGGGGCUUCUGAGGAAGGCUUCUUUUCACUUCUUUGGCUUUGCCUGCUGUCUGUAAGAACCAUUAAAGAAGAUGAAGGUGAAAUGGACCACGUUUGGCAUGAUUGUCUUCUUUCUGCUCUCUGUGGUCAUGACCUGCUGCUUCAUAUGGCAAUAUAGGAAGCCAAAACUGAAGACAGAGGAAUUCACCAAAAAAGUGACAGCAGAAGAGAUGUGUCCUCGCUUUCCGGAGCCUGUGCCACUCAAACAUCCCAUCACAUCACUCAGGAUUGCAUUAGAAAAAAUAGAUAUAUUCUUGAGGUCAAGAAUUCACACCACCAAGCUACCUUCUAUAUCAGCAAUCAUGGUUUUAAAUGACUCAAUUCUAUGGAAUGGAAAUUUUGGCAAGAGGAACACGAGCCACCCCUCCUCACCUGCACCCAACGAGUACACAGUGUACAGAAUUGCAAGCGUCUCUAAGAUCUUCCCCACGUUGAUGCUAUACAAACUAUGGGAGGAUGGUCUGGUGGACUCUUUGGAUGACCCUCUGGAGAAGUACUUAGACAACUUCACUAUCAAGAACCCACUGGGUAAAAGUAGGCAACCAGCAUCCUCAUCAGUCAGGACCCUGGGUAGCAACACCCCUGCACUCACCCUGCGCAGGAUGUCCAGCCAUCUCUCUGGUUUACCAAGAAGAUUAAGGUCAACUAAUCUCCUCUGGAGUGGAGACACACGGGAAGCCCUUAAUUUGUUACAGGACGACGUCCUUGUAGCAGAUCCGGGAACUAGAUGCCACUACAGCAAUGUUGCUUUUUCUUUAUUAGCCAACAUCUUGGCCCAGAAUGUGACUGGCACUGACUUUGAGAGCUGGGUUUCAGACACCAUUCUGAAGCGGCUCAGAAUGGAGGACACUGGUUUUAAUUUUACACCAGCAAUUCAGAGGAAAAUGGCUGUGGGUGUGUACAGCAAUGGAAAGCAAGCUCCCCUUUAUGACCUUGGCUGGUACCGGCCUGCAGGUCAGAUGUAUUCCACAGCAGCAGACAUGGCCAAACUUAUGAUGGCUCUUCUUGGUACAUAUGAUGCCAUUCUGCUCCGCCAAGAUACCCUGAACACAAUGAUGACCCCGAUCAUCCAAUGCCACAGAGGUUAUUUUGCCAACUUCACUGGCACACCAUGGGAGAUCAGUGAACAGUUUGGCUACAGCGUGGUGAGAAAGGAUGGUGACCUGGAUGGAUUUGCUGCUACCCUCUCCCUUGUACCUCGGCUCAAGCUGGGAUUGGUGAUCUUGAUGGCAGGAGUUCGGCCAACAGACGAAGACCUUGUGAGCCAGGCAUAUAGCUACCUAAUCCCGGCACUUGAGAAUGUUUUCAGGGAAGCUCAACAACCUGUCAGAGCACCACCUGACCCAGCUCCAUAUGUGGGAUUUUACACUUACAGGAAUAUGACAUUCUAUGAGAUCAAGGCAGAUUCAGAUGGUGUGCUGCUCAUGCAGCAGUUUGGACCACAGGUUGACACAACUGUCCCAUCUAAGUAUCAAAUUAUUAGGCUAGAUUAUCUGCAGGACAGGGUUUUUAGGGUGGUGUUUGAGAGGCCAUACCCUUGCAAAUUGAAAGUAAAUAAUAUCUCAGUCUCCCUGGAGGCACAGGACAGACAGCUUUUCAAUUUUUACCUUUUCAACAAGAAAGGUGUGGCACCAGGGUUUGACUGCCCUGGACUCAAUACAUAUAGGAUGAUGAGGAUAGCUGGCAGACCAUACUUUACCUCAUAGAGACUGCAACUUUAAACAAGUCCAUUACUAAAACUGAAUUGUAUCAAGGAAAUAUGCUGUGAAAAACUGUUUUUGGCUUUGUAGGCAGUGUCAAGACUCUCUCAUGCAAAUCUAACAUCAUCAAUCCGGACUGUGUUUUAAUAUUAUUCACUGUUAAUCCUCUGUUCAUAAUAUUGAUUUAGUUUUGUAUAAAUCAUCCUUUUACCAAAUUGUUGGCACAAGAAAAGCAAAAGUUUCAUUAUUGUGCAUAUUUUUUGGUCCUGCAGUGUUGCAGAUCGUAGGGAAAAAACUAAAUAUGUGUCUAUGAUCAAGUGAAGUGACAAGAGAAUAAAUAAAUCUGAUUUUGUAGUCUGA